CUUCUUCUUCUUCUUCUUCUUCUUUCUUCUUCUUCUUCUUCUUCUUCUAGUUCUGUAAACUGAGCUCCCACUCAGCUCCCAUAUUGAUUCACAAAAUGUCUCAUUUCUGAUUUGGAAGAAGGAGAAGAAGAAGAAGUUGGUUUCAGCCAUGGAAGAGAGGCAUGUUCUGUUUGACAAGUAUGAGAUGGGAAGGCUAUUGGGGAUGGGGACUUUUGCCAAGGUGUACUAUGGCAAAAACCUCGCAACUGGAGAAAGCAUAGCUAUCAAAGUUAUCAAUAAAAAUCAAGUGAAGAAGGAAGGGAUGAUGGAGCAGAUCAAAAGAGAAAUCUCUGUUCUGAGAUUAGUUCCACACCCAAAUAUUGUUGAGCUCAAAGAAGUGUUAGCUACAAAAUCCAAGAUCUUCUUCGUUAUGGAAUACGUCCGCGGCGGCGAGCUCUUCGCUAAGGUUGCUAAGGGGAAGCUCAAAGAGGAUGUUGCUCGUAAGUAUUUUCAACAGCUCACCAGCGCAUUCGAUUUUUGCCAUAGCAGAGGCGUUUGUCAUCGAGACUUGAAGCCGGAGAAUCUGUUAUUAGAUGAAAAUGGAGAUCUCAAAAUCUCUGAUUUUAGGCUAUCAGCCUUGCUGGAACACUUACGCAUCGACGGGCUUCUUCAUACGCCUGGAAUAGUGAAAAAUCAAUAUAAGCUCAGAGAGACAAAACUAAAGAGAGAUUCCUUAGCUGACAAAAUUUAG
Manihot esculenta (cassava) is the source of this 730-nucleotide messenger RNA. RefSeq names its product CBL-interacting serine/threonine-protein kinase 25. Bases 149 to 730 code for a protein of 193 amino acids. The transcript is spliced from 2 exons. Lineage: Eukaryota; Viridiplantae; Streptophyta; Magnoliopsida; Malpighiales; Euphorbiaceae. Gene Ontology annotation, molecular function: ATP binding; protein kinase activity. The record is from RefSeq and is a predicted model, not a curated record. Gene Ontology annotation, biological process: protein phosphorylation.